AUGUCCACCGCCCGCCCUGAUGUCAAGCGCGUCCGUUCCGACCAGGACCACUCCAAGAAGUCUACCAAGGAUAACGAGGACAAGCGUCAAAAGUCCGAGAGCAAGGACGAUGAAGAGAAGGAGGAGAACAAGGAUGUGGACUGGUUGAACGAGCAACCGUUCAGGGCGAAUGAGAGCUGGGAGAGUUGGACGACCGUUUGGAGGCAGAGCUGCUGGUGUGGAAAGGUCGCGUUCGUUUACAAUGCCGAUCCUCUUCAGGCCAAGAUCUGCCAUUGCGAAGACUGCCAAAGACUGCACGGAGCUCCCUUCCAGCACGCCGCGGUGUUCAAGAAGGAGAUGGUCAGGCUUGAUUCGGACCCGGAAUGGCUUGGCUUCCUCAGUGCACAUGGCGAAGUUCAUCCCCUGUCCAAAACCCCCACUCCCAUCCCCCACAAGAUCUCAUGCCGCGCCUGCGGCUCGCCCCUCAUGGACCAAGGCAACAACAUGAUCAUGGCCUUCCCCCCCACCUUCGAAUGGCCACGUACGAACAAAGAGGUCGAAGAGGGCAACUCGAAAGCCGGUGACAAGGAUGCUGGCGAGCAGGAGAAGAAGGAGGACUCGCAUGCCGCGGGCGGAGAGGGACACAAGCGCAAUGGCAAGUGGGAGAGGCCGGGCUUGCCCGAUGUGUUCAAGCCACAGUGCCAUAUCUUCUAUGAGAGGCGGGUGGUGGAUGUGGCGGAUGGGCUGGUCAAGUGGAGGGGACACAAGGAUACCGAAAAGAUGGAGGACAACCAGCGAUAG
Molecule: messenger RNA, 780 nt
Organism: Dioszegia hungarica
Lineage: Eukaryota; Fungi; Basidiomycota; Tremellomycetes; Tremellales; Bulleribasidiaceae
Product: Mss4-like protein
Exons: 4
Coding region: 1-780 (259 amino acids)
Molecular function (GO): carbon-sulfur lyase activity
Source: RefSeq, a predicted model, not a curated record